This is a messenger RNA of Acanthaster planci (crown-of-thorns starfish), 6026 nucleotides long. It is a transcript of the gene pcyt2, whose product is annotated as phosphate cytidylyltransferase 2, ethanolamine. Lineage: Eukaryota; Metazoa; Echinodermata; Asteroidea; Valvatida; Acanthasteridae. Gene Ontology annotation, molecular function: ethanolamine-phosphate cytidylyltransferase activity. Gene Ontology annotation, cellular component: cytoplasm. The record is from RefSeq and is a predicted model, not a curated record. Gene Ontology annotation, biological process: phosphatidylethanolamine biosynthetic process.
AGACCGUGAGUACCGUGCAAUACAAUGGGCCAUGGGAGUGUGUGCCAGGUAAUGACAAGGGACGGAAUAACCACAAUCGCAGCGGUUUGUUUUCAGUGAUCUGGUUGUGAAGAGAGUUGUCUCAGACAGGAGAAGAAUCACCUAGUAAGUAAUGCAGUAAUACAGCAUAACCAUGGCAGACAGUGGCAGUGUUAACACAGGGAAGCGUGCGACCAGUGAGGAUGACGAUACCUCGGCUGGGAAACGGCAACGAAAGACUGUGCGAGUCUGGUGUGAUGGCUGCUAUGAUCUUGUUCAUUUCGGUCAUGCCAAUUCCCUCCGGCAAGCGAAGCUUAUGGGAGACUAUCUGAUCGUUGGUGUCCAUUCAGAUGCUGAAAUCAUGAAACAUAAAGGUCCACCUGUCAUUAACGAGCGGGAACGCUAUGCGAUGGUGCGUGCCAUCAAAUGGGUCGAUGAGGUCAUAGAGGAUGCCCCCUAUGUUACUGAAAUCGAAACUCUCGACAAGUACAACUGUGACUUCUGUGUACAUGGAAACGACAUUACACUUGAUGCUGACGGAAACGACACGUAUCGCAAGGUCAAAGCAGCAGGAAGAUACAAGGAAUGUCAGAGAACAGCUGGUAUCUCUACCACCGACCUUGUUGGCAGAAUGCUUCUCUUGACAAAAACACAUCAUCUCGCAGGGCAUGACGUUCCGUCAGGAAGCGACAAAGGGAGCGAGAAUCCCAGCUGUUCCAGCAUGGGCAGUCCCUACACCGGUGUGUCCCAAUUUCUACCCACCACCCGUAAGAUCAUACAGUUUGCCGGAGGCAAGGAACCUGCUCCCGGUGACACCAUCCUCUACUGCCCCGGUGCUUUUGAUCUCUUCCACUUGGGCCAUGUGGCAUUCUUGAAAGAGGCUAAGAAACUGGGUAACUUCCUGAUAGUCGGCCUGCAUACAGAUAAGGAGGUGAAUCGAUAUCAUGGAGGCAACUACCCCAUCAUGAACCUUCACGAGAGAACGCUCAGUGCCCUGGCAUGCAGGUAUGUGGAUGAGGUUGUCAUUGGUGCCCCGAGUGUGACUACCGGUGAGCUCCUAGACCAUUUCAAAGUCAACCUUGUCGUUCAGGGCAUGACACACAUACAUCCUGUAGCCGAUGGGAUUGAUCCUUAUGAGGAACCGAAGAAACGUGGUAUUCUGAAGUUUGUAGAUUCCAAAAGUGACCUGUCCACUGCUAAAAUCGUCGCUCGCAUCAUUGAGAACAGGAUUCGCUUCCAGCAGCGCAACAAGAAGAAGGAGGAGAAGGAGCUGCGGAUGAUCCAGCUGCUGGAGAGGCGACGAUCAGAAGACCUGGCCAGGAGGAAGUCAGAAGAGCUGCAGAAGCUAGAAGCCAGAGAGCAGGGCAAGCCAGAGACGGUGGAGGAGGUGUUUGAUUAGACGGCGUUGGCCAGCUGAAAGGGGGAGACGGGAGAAUGAAAUCGGUUGGCAUUGUAUGAGAGUAUCGCAACGAGAUCGUCACCAGUGGUAUUGUAACUUGAAGCCGGCGUUGUAGUUGAGUCCAUCACAAGUCCCUGCAAGACUAUCACAAGUCAUUCCGUUUUAAUCCAAGUCACAAGCCAUUCAAAUGAACUGUGACGAAAGCAUGCCUCGGUCAUUGUGUGCCCCGCUACUUGUUUUUGUGGAAGGACUUACGGCUGGACCCGUGAAGAGACUUGCGAUGGACUGGACUAAAGCACUGCUUUCAGGUCACAGGCUAUCAGCCAAGACAGAAAUGAACCAACCAGCCAACACGAGGAGUUAAGUGUAGAAUAAUGGGGAGGUUUGAGUAUGGCAUCUUCUGCAGUCGUGCUGUGAUUUGGAGGCAAGAUUGGAAAGUGCACAUGCAAUUUGAAAAUUUCAACUGUAAGUCUGGGUGUUGUGUCUGGUCCCCCGUGUGAUCUUGGGUGUGCAUUAUCCUGGCUGUUGUAGAUCACUUCACAGGUCCGUUUCAGAUAGAAAAUCACACAGAAUCACUGGUGGUGUGCUAGUUUGGUUCAUUCAGAUAAGCAUGGCAUCCGAAAAAGUAUGGAUGUGCAAACUAGUCGUGAGUACUGCAAUGCUGCAAACAUGUCUGAUUUAAGAAACCAUAAAAAUUACCUGCCCUGCAACAGUUUGGAGAACUUGUGACUUCAGGAUUUAAAAAAGAAAAGGCGAUAGUUUCAUUAUGGAUAGCUACGAUUUGAGAGGAGAUUGACAGUUUGACAUAUGGAAAUGAUAGGAGAAUCUGUAACUAUCUUCCUAAUGCUGGGCUCUGGAUUUUGGAGAUGGUUGCCUGGUAUGGAUUGGUAUACGUCUUGCUUCUAGAGGAUAAAAACCAUAUGAUGUGAAGUGUUUGGAAGCGUUUUACCUUUGGUCCAGAUAUAACAUGACUUACGAUUGGUUCCAUGGCCAGAGUUGGAUCUAUUCUCCUACUUUCUUUUAAUAAGCACACAAAAUAUUUGCUGAGCAAAUUCAGGUUACCGACCCAAAAUGAGUAGUGCUUGAAACUGCUGUUGUGCCAACUGCUGCUCAGCAAAUAAACUUGCUUAGGGUUACCAGCAAGAAACUAAUGGUAUGUAUAUUGUUUGCAACUGGUGCUCUGCUAACCUUUCUGCAGAGCAGCUGAAGGAAAUAUUAAGUACAGUGCCCUUUACUUCUUGCUAGGCAGUGGAGUGGCCUCCAUAGUUACUGUAAGAGUUUUUUUUUUACCACUUUGAAACUUCGGCCUGCUUUGAUCCAUUCAGACAUUUCCAGUUUGAUGGCUUAUUGAAUGUUAUCAUUCAGCUUUAAAUCAUACACACUUCUAAUAAACUAUUACUCCUGCAGUGUGAGGCUACCUCAGAAUUUAAAAGCAAAUGGGGGAUAUUGAUAUUAAUUCCAGGUUUAAAAGUUUUAACAUUUGUGGAAAUGUAUGUUUAUACUGCAACUCAAUUAAAGGGACUAUGUAUGUCAGCUUUUUAAUUAUAAACCUUUCACAACCUGGUAAGAUUGUUACUUCUUUAUUAAUCAAAGUUGUAAAAGCGUCAUCCAAGUUGAUCUGAACAAAGAGUAAAAUUCCCGAUCUUUUUGUGUGGCUUGAGAUGGAGCAGGUAACAUGCAGUUAUUGUACAUGAUUCACACUGGGGAACAGUGGCCAAGAUGCAUUUUGCAGAACCAGUCUGGUAACCAGAAUGAUAUUCCAUUGCCAGAUGUGGCUGUUUGGGGUUGCCGGACUUAAUCAUUUGCCAUGUGCAACCAUGCAGAUUUAUUCAGAGAAUGAUUUUAAGGAAUAUUGCUGUUUUUAAUCAACACCAUGAAGAGUGACUGUUCUUAGAUGAGGAAGACCUUAAAUGCUGCCCUCUGCUUUUGUUCAGCUUUUCUCUGGCUGCAUUCCCCAAAUCACAAAGAACAGGUGGCUAUGAUUGGACACCCUGGAAGAGCAGAGGCCAACAUGUAGGGUUUUCCUGUAGACAGUGCUUUAAAUAGUAUUUAGAUGAUGCUCUCUGAAGAAGUCAACAAUUAUUGUCAGCAACAGUACCAUGUAGUGCCCGAAGUGCAGUUGUCAUAACUUUCAACCGCUGACACUCAAACGAAAGCAGACACCUGCAGACACAUCUUAAGGUUGCUUUCAAACUUCCAUGUGAACGGCAACCAGUACUCUCAUAUUGUCUCUCUGCUGUACAGUAUAAAUAAUUCUGAAACACUCUUCAAGGGAUAUUUUACAAUUACUGUUCAAAGUCGGGAGGCGUCCUUUUUAUGAGGUUGGUGGCAAUAUAACUGUUGUUGGUAUAAUGUUAAGGAUUUAUAUUUUAACAUUACAAAAAGUAAUGUACAUUGAAAGGACCAGGCCAUUCUUGGUCACUACUCAAAUUAACUCGGAUAACUUUGUCAGGAUUGUACAAACGUGUUUAUGUGUAUAUUCAAAUGGGAAAUACUUCCAAAAAUUUAAUUUGCUUUUAUAAAGCACAAGGCUCCAAAAUAGUGAAGAGUCAUUUGGCUAUGAGCAGUGGAAGAAUUGCUGUAUGGAUGUUAGCGAAAAAUUUCAUACAUAGAUGCUUUGUAAACGUUGUUGUAUAUUGUUACUAUUUACAUGUGUAGUUUGAUAGCAGCUCGUGGUUUAUGCAAUACUAUUUGUACGAGGUGGAUAUAAUUGUGCAGCUGAAUCCAAAAGUGUAUGACUCAGUUUCAGCCCGAGUAGUUGGUAAGAGUGCAAAUUAUUUGGAACUUUUGUUUUGGGAAAAGUAGGAACUAGCUCGUUUUAUGUUAUGGUGCCCACUGUCUUUUCAAUAAAUAAUUUCUGUGAAAUUGUGCAUUGUAAAAAGCUAGAAUUGUUGCUAUUCAGAUGAGAUAGUUCAGUAGUCCAGCAGCACAUGCUGAAAAGGAAGUGUGUUGUUGUUUAUUCAAGAAUAUCUACGCUUUAAUCACAUUAAUCAGAGCAGUUGAUACAUUGUGCUUAGAAGAAGGAAAUUUUAGGUCCCCAUCCCUUUUGUGCUUUGUUGUUUUCAGUCCUGUUUGAAUUCCUGUGACAAGAUAAUCAGCAGGGUCCUAAGGACCUCUUAUUGAGGGGUGUGACUGUAUACAGCGCAGCCACAUUCCACCUAGAACUGACACGAGGACAUGUACUUUUUGUUCUCGUACCGCCUUGCUUUGUUGAAAUGACGAACUGGCUGAUGUGGCACCGUGUUAUUUUCUGAUGUACAUGUGUAUCUCAACUCUGUCCAUGUUGCCUGUUGCCAGUUACUAACGAAUUAAAGUGGAGACAUGGGAGUAGUGAACUUGUUAUCACGAGCGGUGUGUUCACAUCUGCAUUGCAUUUUUAACUUAGUAAUAUCCCGACGAUGGACAGAACACACUGUCUGAAAUGUUGAGUAAACCAGCUCCUUUCGGAGCAACACAUGCUCACAAAAGUUAAAAAUGGUGGAACAUGGUGUCACUGCAAACCACCUGCCUUUACAAACAUGCAAACCUUUAGAUUUUAGGAAUACCCCCCCCCAAAGCUACGUUUUCAGUUGACAUCCCUAUUAAUUUUGAUCGACUCCCCACCUUCUUGGUUACAAAGCCUUUAUGUUUCUGUAUGGGGCACUGUUCAUUUUGGUUCUCAGCAUAAAAAUCCCUAAAUAUGAAAGAACAAUGCAAUAUUUUUAAUUCCCCUCCUGCAAGCAACAUAUGUAAAAGCCCCUAAAUGCAGCCUCAUGUCUUGGAAAUUACAAGUUACUCAAAUCCUCACAUUUGCUAAACCUAAUCCCUUUCCCACUCCACCCUCCCAAACUGGUUCUGGAUCUCCUGGUGUCCAGUUCAAAACUAUGUAGCACUCACCUUUUAAUCAGGCAAUGUUUAUGGACAAAAAUUAUCAGGGGCCAGGGCUCUUUUCUCAGUAAUGUACUGUCUUGAGCUGGUGCCUGCUUGCCACAUCCUUUGAUGUUGCCUGCCACAGCAACAAAUGAGGAAAAAGGAGACAAGGUACAAGUCUUUAAAGUAAUCCAAUAUAAAAUUCAUUUAUGAGUUGUACUUUUCCUCGUGAUGAUAAUACAUGAGCUGAGUAACUAUAUUCAAAGUUCCAAAUUGCCCAUGCUGGUUCUUUGUGCAUUUGUCACUAAUGGUGGCUAUGUACAACCACUGCACAGGUAACUUACUGUCACAUUCAAGUUGAUAAUGAUAAUUACCGUUAACGUUUUUGAACAAGGAUAAAGGUACAAGAUUGUUUUUUUAUUCUAACUGAAAUAUUCAUCACUGCUGAGUAGCAGCUUCCAAUAUGCUAUGUUCGUUAAUGACCUUGCCUUUUUAAAACAUGAAAUUGGCUCAUUCUAAUUCUCUAGAGCUGGCCAUUCUGAAUAUUAUAUGCUGAAUAUUCUAUUCAUCUCGGAGCUUGGACAAUGUAGCUUGGUUUUGCUUCAUUUGCAUAAUAAAUAACAAACCUUUGUUGCAGCAACUGAAGUCUACAGUUGAAGCUAUAAUGGGCAUAAAACACAACCUUAAUUUUGCUAGGGCAGAAAUAUACAAAUAAAAACAAACUCCAAUGGUUGGUACAUUGUCCAACUAUAAAAAAAAA